Messenger RNA from Caenorhabditis bovis, 291 nucleotides. NCBI's taxonomy places the organism in Eukaryota, Metazoa, Nematoda, Chromadorea, Rhabditida, Rhabditidae. The record is from the annotation of a GenBank genome assembly.
AUGAUAAUGAGCGGCGCGGAUCGGCGACGCCUCACGCGUCGCCUCGUGCGCAUUUUGUGUGGCCGACGAUUGCCGCAGACGUGGAACACGGUUCUUGUACUAUUGUCGAUUCAUAUGUAUUUGACGGUGCCCGUGAUUCUGGCGGCUGGCAUCAAUGAUGAUCGAAGCGGCCUUCUGCGACCGUUUCGCGAGAUUCAACAACGCGGCAUUCUACUCGGCGAAAUCGACGACGAUCUUCUUGACAUGUUCUAUGAGCGUUGCCACGCCGAGCGAAUGACAUUUGAAUCAUAA